AAAGGACAGAAGAAGACAUGGCUGAAGUGUCACUGUACCUCACCAACGUUAACGUGUCUCUGGGGCAAACUAUGGACCCAGAAAAGAGUUCUACGGUGGUGAAGGAGUUUGAAAAUGUGGAACUUGGAGAUCUGGGCAAAAAGAAGCCAAGGAUUCCUCGCAGAACAAUCUACUUUGCCUCUGGUGAAACCAUGGAGGAGUACAGUACAGAUGAAGAGGAGGAAGAAGAACCAGAGAAAGCGAAAACUUUAAGUACAGUGGAUACGGUGAGUUGCAUCAAAUCGUUAAAGGUCCCAUAUUGUCAAAACUGAAAU
Sinocyclocheilus grahami is the source of this 314-nucleotide messenger RNA. RefSeq names its product protein FAM177A1-like. The record is from RefSeq and is a predicted model, not a curated record. The transcript has 2 exons. NCBI's taxonomy places the organism in Eukaryota, Metazoa, Chordata, Actinopteri, Cypriniformes, Cyprinidae. Bases 18 to 311 code for a protein of 97 amino acids.